Penicillium antarcticum is the source of this 2520-nucleotide messenger RNA. RefSeq names its product putative molybdenum cofactor sulfurase protein (HxB) (gene hxB). Bases 1 to 2520 code for a protein of 839 amino acids. The record is from RefSeq and is a predicted model, not a curated record. Gene Ontology annotation, biological process: Mo-molybdopterin cofactor biosynthetic process. NCBI's taxonomy places the organism in Eukaryota, Fungi, Ascomycota, Eurotiomycetes, Eurotiales, Aspergillaceae. The transcript has 3 exons. Gene Ontology annotation, molecular function: molybdenum ion binding; molybdenum cofactor sulfurtransferase activity; pyridoxal phosphate binding.
AUGGCAGAGUCAGAUACUGAAAGGCUUGUCUCCCCUGAGUAUAGCCAGGGCUACUCGGCGGAUGUGGACACCAUCCGAGAGCAAGAGUAUUCUCUACUCAAUGAAACCACCUAUCUUGAUCAUGCGGGGACAACCCCUUAUGCCAAAUCUAUGAUCGAAGCCUUCUCUCGUGAUCUUUCAUCAAAUCUCUUUGGAAAUCCUCACUCGAUGUCUAUAUCAUCCCAGAUAUCCACACAGAGGACAGAUGAUAUCCGACUCCGAGUAUUGCGAUUCUUCAAUGCAGACCCAGACGAGUUCGAUCUUGUCUUUGUAGCAAAUGCAACCGCUGGUAUAAAGCUGGUUGCAGAUUCGCUACGGGACUCGGACCAUCGAGGCUUUUGGUAUGGUUAUCAUAUCGAUGCCCAUACUAGUCUCGUUGGAGUACGAGAACUAGCUGAGAUGGGAUACCAGUGCUUCCAAAGUGACGAUGAGAUGGAGACUGGUAUCUCGGAGCUGGCUGCCAGGCAAUCGAAAGCUCCUAGACUUAUCGCAUAUCCUGCACAGUCCAAUAUGAACGGACGACGUCUACCGAUUCGCUGGUGUGAGCAGAUCAGAUCCGCGGCCAACGAAAGUGGAGGCAAUAUAUUCACACUGCUUGAUGCUGCUUCGCUCGUAUCAACUGCUCAACUUCAUCUGGGUCCGGCAUCAUCUGCGCCUGACUUUACUGCGCUUAGCUUUUACAAAAUCUUUGGAUUCCCUGAUCUGGGCGCUUUGAUCGUUCGCAAAAGCGCCGCGAGGGCAUUCGAACGACGGCGAUAUUUUGGCGGAGGCACAGUUGACAUGGUCCUAGCAACCGGGGCACAAUGGCAUGCAAAGAAGGAGACUUCAAUCCAUGAGAGGCUAGAAGAUGGUACUCUUCCCUUCCACAGCAUUAUUGCCCUUGAUGCGGCUAUGGAUACACAUACACGUCUGUAUGGCUCAAUGUCCAAUGUUUCAGCACACACUCGGUUCCUCGCAAAGCAGGCCUAUGAUCGGCUUUCUUUAUUGACACAUUUCAAUGAUACGCCUGUCUGCCAAUUAUAUCAAGGAAGCUCGACCUUCGGAAGUGCAGAUACCCAAGGCCCGAUUAUCGCGUUCAAUCUGCGUAAUAGUCGGGGUGACUUUGUGCCCAAGACAGAAGUCGAGAAAUUGGCUACUGUUCAAAACCUUCAAUUGCGUUCUGGGUCGGUGUGCAAUCCUGGCGGAACUGCCUCUUCUCUUGGCUGGACUGGUCCUGAGCUUCGCCGGCACUACUCGACUGGAUUGCGCUGUGGAGACAGUCAUGAUGUUAUUGGAGGUCGACCAACAGGUAUUUUGCGUGUUAGUCUUGGUGCGAUGUCAAACAUGAAAGACGUCAAUUACUUGAUCAACUUUGUCGAGGAAUUCUACGUCGAAAAAAUUCCCCCUAUUGUUGCUCUGGACCCUCCUAUGGGCGAAAUUGAAUUUGUGGCUCCUCAUUUCUAUGUCGAGAGCCUCUCAGUUUUCCCAAUCAAGAGUUGUGGUGCUUUCAAGAUACCCGAGGGAAAGCGCUGGGAUGUAAAAAGAGAAGGAUUGGCCUGGGAUAGAGAGUGGUGCCUCGUUCAUCAAGGGACUGGAGCGGCGUUGAAUCAGAAGAGGUAUCCCAGAAUGUGCCUUAUACGACCCUCGAUCGACAUCGACAAAGGCGUUCUUCGUAUCACUUGUGGCGCGAUAGCCGCAUCCGAUCAAGUCAGUCUCGAGAUCUCACUUGGCUGGGAAGACACCAGCGUGAUAUCGACCUCAUUUUGCGCAAGUUCGAAUAAAAAGUCUGCGAAAGUUUGCGGUGACACCGUUUCCCUUCAUGCAUACACGUCGCCCGUGGUCUCAGCCUUUUUCUCGGAUUUCCUAGGCGUGCCUUGCACCCUUGCGAGAUUCCCAUCACAGACUGGAAACCGGUAUUCAAGGCCAACACGCACACCCAGCACAUGGAAAAGCCGUUUCCGCAAACUCAUCAUGCCCGGCUCUUUCCCACUUGAUCUUCCGCCACCACCCCGCGAGCAAGGUCUAACUUCAAUUACAUUAUCGAAUGAAUCACCGAUUCUCAUUAUCUCGCGCUCAUCUGUCAACCGUCUCAAUGAGACAAUCAAAGCUAACACCAAGCACGGGGGUAGCAAGACAGUUGCCGCAGAUGUCUUCCGCGGUAACAUUGUCGUCGCUGAACGACUCGCCCAACGUGGUGACAUAGAACAGCCCUACGCAGAGGAUCGAUGGUCAUCCCUUCGAAUCGGACCUAGUCAACUUCGCUUUGACGCACUGGAUGCGUGCCAGCGUUGCCAGAUGGUCUGCAUUGACCAGUUUACUGGCGUCAGAAGAGAUGAGCCUUUCUCUACUCUUUCGAAAAUUCGAAAUUUUGAUGGGAAGGUUUCCUUUGGUAGGUAUUCUACUCUCUCUCCCGAAGAGGGGGAGGGCUUUGACUCUGAGACCCCGGAUCGCAGGACGAUCAUGGUUGGGGAUGUCGUUAUGCCCCUAUACCAGGAGUAUUGA